This is a messenger RNA of Lodderomyces pseudojiufengensis, 2916 nucleotides long. RefSeq lists its product as uncharacterized. The transcript has a single exon. Bases 1 to 2916 code for a protein of 971 amino acids. Gene Ontology annotation, molecular function: sterol binding; sterol transfer activity. The record is from RefSeq and is a predicted model, not a curated record. Gene Ontology annotation, cellular component: mitochondrion; plasma membrane; endoplasmic reticulum-plasma membrane contact site. Lineage: Eukaryota; Fungi; Ascomycota; Pichiomycetes; Serinales; Debaryomycetaceae. Gene Ontology annotation, biological process: intracellular sterol transport.
AUGGGUUUGCUAUUAAAACGAAGAAAGUCAAAAUCAUCAAAUUCCAAGAAGAAGAGUAAGAAUUCUAAUCAUCAUCAACAUCAAUCAGAAGAAGGAAUUGAUACAUCUUUUCAAUCAUCUACAUCCAAUUAUACAUCAAGACCAUCUGAGGAUUUAUCAAUUGCAUCAGGUCCAUCUAUAUUAAAUAUGUCACGACCUAAAUCAAAUACAGUUCAUAGAAUAGUUUCACCCACAAAUAAAUCACGAAAAGAAAUUAAUAAUGAUAAUUCUCAAAUUCAAUCUACAACUUUAAAUAAUAAAAUGAGAACACCAAGAAUAAUUGAACCAGAAGCAAAUGGUACUUUAGAUCAAAAUGAUUUUGCAAUUCAUGAAUUUGGUAAUGAUACUGAACAAUCUUUAACUCAAGAUCCUGGUAUAGCUAUAAAUAUAAUGCGACAGUCUAGUAGAGAAACUGCAAAUAAUUUAACAAAAGAUUCUCAAGGACAAUAUUUACAAGCUCCCAAUAAAGAAUAUCAAUCAUCAUCAUCGAAUUCAUCAAUGAAUAAUACUUCUCAAACUACACAAACUACGGUCCCUCCUGAAAAUCCAAAGGAAUCUGGUGGUAUAAUAUCUUCCUUUUUAACAGCUGCAGCAAAUAAAAUGUCUUCAACAGCAAUUCAAUUUGAAGAUAAAGAAAAAAAAAAAGAACAUUCAAUUGCAAGUAAAAUUGAUAGUUUUAUAAAAUCUGUAAAACAUGAAGAAAAUCCAGAUACAUCAAAAACAACAGGUCAAUCAGCUGAUAGUGAAUCCAAUACUCCUAAACAAAUUAGAAAUUCAACAGAAUUAAAAUCACUACAUUCAGCUCAAAAUGUUCAAUUUGAACCAAUAAAAGAGAGUCCUUUAAAUACUUUAGGAAAUGGAGAUCUAACAUUAGAUGAUUUUGAACAUUUUACUACUCAAAAUGCUCAUCCACAACAAAUUAAUCCUACUCCAAUUAACGCACAAACAGUUAUACCAAAUAGUACAGUACCAAAUACUUCAUCUGAUAUUCAAAGGAAUGUAAGUCCAGAUCUGGUGAAUAAAUCUUUACCCCAAGGUAAUCAAUUACAAGCUAUGUCAAACGGUACAGAAGUUAAAAGAGUUCAUAGAUUGUCGAUAAAUGGUCUGGCACCAGAAAGACAAGUUUCGAAUGGAAGAAAUUCAAUAGUAGAUAUACACGCAACAACUUCACUGAAUGGUAAUGCAACUACGGAAGAUACAAAAAAUACAACUCAAUCUAAAACUACGGAAGAAACUGAAGAUACAUCUGGAUCAGAAAAAGAAGAUUUAGAUAAUGUAAUUGAUUAUUCUAAAAAGAUAAAACAUGCAACUGAAAAAAGUAAUGAAGAAUUUCAUAGUACUUUUAAAAAAAUACCGAAAAAAGAUAAAUUAAUAGAAGAAAUAAGUUGUGCAUUAUCAAAAGAUAUUCUAGUUCAAGGUAAAAUGUAUCUUAGUGAUCAUUAUGUUUGUUUUAAUUCAAAUAUUUUAGGAUGGAUUAAAAAAAUUGUUAUUCCAUUAUCAGAAGUUAUUCAAAUUGAAAAAAGAUCAACUGCUGGUUUAUUUCCAAAUGGUAUGGUUAUAAAAACUUUACAUCAAAAAUAUACUUUUGCAAGUAUAAUUGGUAGAGAUUCUGUUUUUUCAUUAAUUACUAAUGUUUGGCAUAGAGUUUUAUUAGAAAAUUCAGAUGUUGAUCCAAAAAAAUUAAGAAAAGCUGCAAGAUCAAGAGCGGCUACUAUGAAUUCUAUGUCAUCUAAUGGUUCGCAAAUUAGUUCUGAAGGUAGUGAAUCAGAUGAUGAUGCUACUGGUGGAUCAGGUGAAGAUGAUGAUAAUUCACUGGGAGAUGAAUCGGAUGAUGAUGAUGAAGAUAAUGAAGAAGAUGGAGAGAAAGGGGCUUCAGGUGGUGGUGGUGCAGGUGGUGGAAGUAGCGGAGGGGAUGGAGAAUUUAAUGGUUUACCAUUACUUGGUCCAGCAACUCAUGCACCAACAGAAACAGGAUAUGAAAAAUCAUCAGAUGAUACAUUUAUAGCAGAAGAAAUAUUAAAAGCUCCACCUGGAGUUAUAUAUUUAUUAUUAUUUGGACAAAAUACAUCAUAUUUUAUAAGAAUUUUAAAAGAACAAAAAAAUUUUGAUAUUGAUGAAUCAGAAAUUCAUGGUAUAAAUAAAGAAAAUAAAGAUAGACAUUAUACUUAUAUAAAACCUUUAGGUGGUAGUAUUGGACCAAAACAAACAAAAUGUAUUAUAGAUGAUCAAGUUAUUGAAUAUAAUCCUGAAAAAUAUUAUGAAGUUGAACAAACAACUCAAACUCCUGAUGUACCAAGUGGUAAUUCAUUUAAAGUUAAAACUAAAAUCUUUUUAAGUUGGGCUGAAAAAAAUCAAACUAAAAUUUAUGUUGUUACAUCAAUUGAAUGGAGUGGGAAAUCUUGGAUAAAAGGAGCAAUUGAAAAAGGUACAAUUGAUGGUCAAAAAGAUAGUAUGAAAGAUAUGAUUGAAACUUUAAAUCAAAUAAUAUCUGAAGGUGGUAGUGGUGGUUCAGGUAAAAAAUCAGGUUCAACAAAUAAAAGAAGAUCAACAAGAAGUAGAAGAAAUACUGAAAAGAAAUCAGAAUCGGAAGUUAAACCAAAAGAAGAAGCACCAAAGAGUAUACCUGAUCAAACAUUAACAUUAAUUAAAUCUAUUGGUGAAUUAAUUCCAAUUCCAAUGAUUGAUAGUACAAUUGUAGGUACUAUAGUUGUAUUGAUUGGAUUUUUCUUGUUGGUUUUUAUAAAUAAUAAAAUUAAUGGAUUUUUCUUCCAUAAAGAAGAUGAUUAUAAAUCAAAAAUUUAUUGUGAUGCAGAAAGAGAUGUUUGGGAAUGGAUAAUAUCAAGAAGUAAUGAAAAACUUUCAAAUUCUUCUUCUUAA